This is a messenger RNA of Moesziomyces aphidis, 2772 nucleotides long. The record is from the annotation of a GenBank genome assembly. NCBI's taxonomy places the organism in Eukaryota, Fungi, Basidiomycota, Ustilaginomycetes, Ustilaginales, Ustilaginaceae.
AUGGACUCGAUCCCGGCAGACAAGUGGGUGGGCGAAUAUGCUCGAUGGCUGCGGGUGCACGAGGCCAAGCUCGGUGAUGCCGCUGCCUCGGCCGCAGCAGCCAAGCGUAACGCAGCCGCCGCCAAAUCAGCCUCGGAUGCUUCCGCAUCGACUCUGUCGUCCACCUUUUGGAACGUCAAUCCGCACAAUCUCUACUAUCUGCUCAUCCGAUUCGAGGCGCUCGGUCUGCCCGUCGGCUCGCUAGACACCAACAUCCCUGUCGCCGCUCGGCCCACUUCGUACUUUUCCUUUGUUGCGGCCAAUGCAUCGGGCAAGGAUCGCGACGACACCAUGUCCAUCAGCUCCAUGGCCAGCCGCAUCAGCGUCGUCUCGUCCUCCUUCAGCUCCUCGCUCUCCUGGUUUGGCGGCAGCACGGCGAGGGCGGAUCCAUCAAGCGACAUCAAGUACAUCUACUCGUGCUUCACAAAGAUCCCCAGCCUCCGUCUCGGUCCCAUCCCCGCACGCAGGCUCAUCCAGGACUUUGAGGAUUGCCCCGGCCAGUCCGCAGUGCCCCUCGACGUGUUCAAGAAUUUGCACCUCCUCGAGCUCGACGACGUAGAUCCGCGUACGUUGCUUGGUUGGGAUCGUCUCUGCAUCCAGCUCCGCAGCCUGUCGUGCAAGAAGAGCAACAUCGAAGACCUCACCGAUCUGCUCGUCGACCUCGUCAUCCUAGACACCCGGCGAAGGCGAGGCGAGAGGGUGGAUCCCAAGCGACUGCGCAGAUUCGAUCCGCCACCAGCCGAGUCAGAGACGGACGCAGCGCCAUCGCUGCCCAAAGACAUGCCCUCGCUCGCAUGGCACUUCCUUCGCCACCUCAACCUCUCGUCCAACAACCUCACCUUUGUCCCCGUCGAGCCGCUCCUCGCGCUGUCGGCACUCACCCACCUCGACCUCUCGUCCAACCUGCUCAACGUCGUGCCGCCUUCGCUCUCGCACCUGCCCGCCUUGGUCUCGCUCAACAUCUCGGACAACUUGAUCGACUCGGUGCUCGGCAUCUACGACGCGCUGCCCGUCGUGCGCGUGCUCAACCUCGCCAAGAACCGUCUCGAGAGCCUGUGCGGCCUCGAACGCCUGUACGCGUUGCAGCGCGUCGACCUGCGCGCCAACGCCAUCUUUGAGGCGGGCGAGGUGGGCCGCCUCGCCCCGCUCCCCGCCAUCGCAGAGGUGUGGGUCAAGGACAACCCGCUCGUCGAGGAGCUCGUCGACUACCGCGUCGACUGCUUUGCCGAAUUUGCACGCGAGGGGAGGACCAUCGCGCUCGACGGUGAAGCGCCGGGGUUCUUUGAACGCCAGAGGAUCGCAGAGCGCGUCGGCUCGUCGACCAACGGUGCAGCCACGGCUGCUCGCACAACAUCCACGAGCGAACACGAGGAGAAUGAAGCGCAGGUGGCGCAGGAUGCAGCCACCACGAGCCGCCUCGUGACGGUGGUCAAGAACGUGCGCCACCGCGCAGCGUCGCGCCCCGCCGCCGAUGCUGCGAGGGGCAGGGGCGAACACCUCGAUCUGCCAGGCCAGAGCCAGGCCAAGGCGUCGUCCGGCUCGCGAUCGCGUUCCAACUCACGGUCGAGGCGCGAUGGCGCUGGACGCCGACGCAAUCAGCGAGUGGUCGAGUUGGACAGCUCACCACAGAAGCCUGUGACGGAGCAGAGGCGCGAGCGCACGCUGACCGACUCGGACCGCAUCAAACACGCGGCACUUGCAGGCGAUACAUCGGCAGCCAUGGACAGCGCCGAUGCUGCUCGCACUUCCGAUGCCGCUACCAACGGUGGACCGCAUAGCUCGAGCGAUGCGCUGGCGGCACACGGAGCCAUGCUGUUUGCGCUUCCUCCUGGCAUGGCGCCGUCCGAGCAGCACGAGCCAGGCAAAGCCAAGCCACGCACACUCACGUCGCGGCGCAACCCAAUUGAUUCGAGCACGCUCGGCCGAAAGUCGGCGGCGCGUCCCGUAGCUUCGGACCUGUUUGCCACCUCGGACUCUGCCACGAACAAGGCCGGCGCGACUGGCGAGGUCUCUGAAUCCGCAAACGCAGGUGCGGCGCAGGAGCAAGUGGACGAUUCGCCAGCGGUGCUGGCACGGCAACGCAUCGCAAGGCCACGCACAGGUUCGGCCGCAGCGCUGGCGCGCCGCUCGCGCGUGACCACGAGCAUGUACGAUCCAGACCUGAGCGUGGCCGAGUCGGCAAUGUCUCUCAAUGCUGCGCCGCUCACCGAAUUGACGGAGGAAGGAGCGCCAAGUGCAGCAGCAACCGCUUCGGAAGCAGCCAAGCCGGUCGUGGCUACAUCGCCAGGAGCCACGGGCAAGGAGCGGACGGAUGCGCUGCGUCGGCGGAUCGAAGCGCUCAAGUCGGAAGUAGGCGACGACUGGCUGCGCCUCUUGGCACGCGGUGGUGGAGCCACGGGCAAGGAGCGGACGGAUGCGCUGCGUCGGCGGAUCGAAGCGCUCAAGUCGGAAGUAGGCGACGACUGGCUGCGCCUCUUGGCACGCGGUGGUGGUACGGCGGGCGAGCGCAAUUCAGUGCUCAUGCUCUCGAACGUCAAUGACGAGUCGACACCCAGCACGGCCGAGGCCGAGGCGGAAGCGGUGAACGUGGUGCGGCCCAAGCGGACCAAGCCGAGCAAGAAGAAGGUGCGCAACGGCGAGGAAUCCGCCUUGUCGGGUCGCAGGUCGACGGAGCAGGCACAUGCAGAUUCAUCCACUCCGGUCACUCGACUACGCGAAGCGCGCAUCAGCUAG